Molecule: messenger RNA, 459 nt
Organism: Branchiostoma floridae (Florida lancelet)
Lineage: Eukaryota; Metazoa; Chordata; Leptocardii; Amphioxiformes; Branchiostomatidae
Product: 5-hydroxytryptamine receptor-like
Exons: 2
Coding region: 1-459 (152 amino acids)
Biological process (GO): G protein-coupled receptor signaling pathway
Cellular component (GO): membrane
Molecular function (GO): G protein-coupled receptor activity
Source: RefSeq, a predicted model, not a curated record
AUGGGUCGCCAGGCGGUAGCUGCGUGGUGCUACGUCUGCCUGCCAGUCGAGAGUAUUCCAGCCGCCGGGAUGGCAGGUGCCAUCCGCGCCUCCGCCAAACCAGCCAGCCGGCCUGAAGAUGCCCCUACAACGGUCACCGCCGCGGCAACUGUUCUCGGCAUGACGAUGUUUCUCGGCACGGUGGGGAACAUGAUGGUCCUGUACUCAUUCUUACAGAACAAGGCCCUGAGAACGGCCGCUAACGGGUUGAUAGCGAACCUGAGCGCGGCGGACCUGGUGGCUUGCACGGUGGCAUCGCCGAUUGCUCUGGUAGUUGUACUGAGUCAGGACCCGCUGCCUCCGCCUGUUUGUGAUCUACAGACCUUCUUCUCUACCCUGUGUAACCUGGUGACGCUGCUCAUGCUGGUGGGGAUCAGUGUGGACAGGUGGCUCAACAUCAACUACCCUUUCACCGGGUAA